Molecule: messenger RNA, 1461 nt
Organism: Mesorhabditis spiculigera
Lineage: Eukaryota; Metazoa; Nematoda; Chromadorea; Rhabditida; Rhabditidae
Source: the annotation of a GenBank genome assembly
AUGUCAGCAAGUCCAUGGCAUGCGAUUCGAAACAUCCCUCUGUCGGAGCUACGUGGACGUCGGUUACGAUUCCUUGUACCGUCGAUUGAACCACCAUACGUGAAUUAUGUGAACUUUUCGCAGGAUGCUGUUAAGGAUAUGGGAUACGGCCCUGGAGUAGUGAUCGAAAUUAUGAAAGACGUCGGAAAAAUUCUCAACCUCACUUAUGAAUUGGUGUCGACGAAUGAUACGAAAUGGGGCAACUUGAUUAAUGGAAGUUGGAAUGGAGCGUUCGGAAAGUUGUAUCGUGGGGAAACUGAUAUGAUCUCCGGUGCGGCAAUUAUGCAAUAUGAUCGGAGUUUAAUCUCGGACCUGACAUAUCCAUUUGAGUUUGAAUUGACGGGGAUGCUGAUACGAUCCCCGAUGCGAUACCUUGAUCAUCCAUUUCUUAUCGUGACGCAGCCAUUUAAAUGGGAGGUGUGGGGCCUAACACUAAUCGCCAUCCUCCUCUCGGGUGUGGUCUUAAAAUAUCUGACAACCACACUCGGAGCCCUCGGAGAACAGCAGUAUUCAGCAUUCGACUCCGUUUGGAUAUUUUUCUCUAUUUUUGUACAGCAAGGACUACCUCGACAGCCGUACUCAUGGACUUGUCGGUUUCUUUUAGCACUUUGGUGGUUGAGUGCAAUGACAUUGAUGGCAACAUUUACCGCGGCCGAGGGAAUGCUUAAGGCUAUCAAAGCCGGACAUUAUACAAUGUUAAUGGAUGUCAAUAGCCAGUCCAGGACCGAGAUGAUUGCUAAAUCGAAUGCCUCACUAUUUCGAGCGCUUUGGCAUGAAAUGAGUGUUAAUAAAAAAGUUAAAUAUGUUGAUGGGCUUGAGAAAGGCGUGGAACUCGUUAAAUCAAAUGUCGGAUAUGUAUUGGUGGCUUCGAUGGUUAGCCUGGAAUAUUAUGCGUUUGUCGAUUGUCAACUCUCACUGAUACCUGAAGGCUUUUUGCCGACCUACCUUUCCAUACCUUUACAAAAGAAUUCUCCGUUCUCCACAUUUUUCUCCAACCGCAUCCAAGAACUAAACGAGCGAGGUUUCAUACAAAAAUGGAUGAAAGACUAUCAGAUCUAUUUGGCAUCGAGGCGAACGAUUACCUGUAAUACGACCACCAGCGAAAAUGCGUUCCUAUUUCUGAUUGGCGAAUAUGGAUAUCAUCUCUUCCGCCUAAAGCAUUUUGAACCGAAAAUAGCUCCCAAUUCCGCAAUGGCCAGCGACAACGUCUCGACGUCAAAAAGUUCGAGAAGUUUUGGUGGGCCAUCUCGUCAAACCUCGAUUGUAUCACCGGAAACCGGCGAAUUCUCCCGGCGAAGAAACGUCUUGAACUUGACGCUGCCAAUCGGAAGCAUGCAGGCAAUCCCACCGGAUGAGAACUACUUAGAGAAUCCGGAAACGGGCUCUCCCAAUGAAUCCCUCGACGUUUUUGAUAUGAAAUUU